Messenger RNA from Racocetra persica, 643 nucleotides. NCBI's taxonomy places the organism in Eukaryota, Fungi, Glomeromycota, Glomeromycetes, Diversisporales, Gigasporaceae. The record is from the annotation of a GenBank genome assembly.
UUUAAGAGAACGUCAUUUUGGUGCUACGUUCAAUACAUUGAAGUUAAUUGCUCGUAAAGAGGGUCUUAUAGGACUUUAUCGUGGCGUUUCACCAAAUUUGGCUGGUUCAGCGGCUAGUUGGGGAUUUUAUUUUUAUUGGUACGAUUUAAUAAAGCGAUGGAUGGCUGAUGGUGAUAAAUUAACGAAACUUUCCGCUGCGCAACAUUUAUUAGCAUCUGCUGAGGCAGGUGCCAUAACGGUUUUCAUGACAAAUCCAUUUUGGGUGGUUAAAACACGGAUGUGCGUUACAAGUCGUAAGGAUCCGGAUGCAUAUAAAGGAUUGAUAGAUGGUCUGUACCAAAUAGCAAAGUAUGAGGGAAUUCGUGGCCUAUAUAAAGGGUUGGUUCCAGGAUUAUUAGGAGUUUCUAAUGGAGCUGUACAUUUUAUGUUUUACGAGGAAAUGAAAAAGUGGAGAUUAAAAAUUGCUCCUGGAAAAGAUCGUGAACGGUUGGACAACGUUGAAUAUAUUUUAGUGGCUGGGUCUUCGAAAACAAUAGCUAUUGUGGCAACAUAUCCAUAUCAACUAAUUCGCACACGAUUAAAUAAUCAAAAAUUUGUUAUCAAAUAUAAUGGUGUAAUUGACGCGAUAAAAAAAAAUUUACAG